CCUCUGUAAUUCCUGGGAUUUUCCCCAAAAAAUUCCCGCCUUUCCCCCCCAAAAUUCCCAAUUUUUUUCCCCGGGAAUGACGCAAAAUCCGUGACUCAAAAUUCAGGAAUUUCCCCAACCCCGCGCCGAGUGGGCGUGGCCACCCACAAACCCCGCCCCCCUCCGCUCUCCACCAAUCAACUCUCACCGUGGGCGUGGCCUCCACCCCCUGUUAUAACCCCGAGGCCGCGGGUUCGAAUCCCGGCAUUUCCUUUUCAACAUGUCGAUGGUAGCGGCGGUCGCGGCCACCGCGAGGUGUCCGGGACGGAUUUGGGGACAUCCCGAGGGUGUCCCCAAGGGGGUGGCACCGUCCCCACCUCGUCACUUCACCUUCGAACCCCUCCCGCCGCCCCCCGGCCCCUCCAGGCCUCGGCGGCGGCAUCGGCGCGUUCUUUAUCCGCCCGCUGUGCGUCGCCCCCUCCCCUCGGAAGAACCCAGCGCCGCCAAGCGACUCCUGCUGCUCCUCUUGGCCGUGGUGGGCACCCAAAUCUACAACGCGCCGGGUGACGUCGCCGACGUCACCUUGGGGGGCACAAGGACACCCCUGGGGACACCCCCAAUCCCAGAGGGACCCCAAAUUCCCGCCGGGAACGCCAACGGGACGACGGUGGCGGCACCCGUGGGUGGCUCCUGCCCCUCGUUGUUGGUGUCACCUCCUUUGUCACCGCCGUUGUCGCCCCCUGCUGGCACCAGGACACGAUAAGGACCCCCCCCAAAACUGGGGGGCGUCGCCCAGGACUGCCACGCCCUCCGGGAUUAAUUAACGAGGUCGUUAAUUAAGGUCAAAGAGCUCUGGGUUGGAAGAAAGCGCCGAUGUUGGACGAUCCCAGUUUGGAACUGGGAGGACUGGAAAGGGGCGGAGUCAUGGAUUGAGGGGGGGGUUUCCCAUUCCCUAACUAAUUAGCUGGUUAAUUAACAGCUAAUUAAUGAGCAGCUCAUUAAUUAGCUACCAAUUAAGGUGGGAACAAGCCCCAUGCUGGAAUUUUGAGGUUGCCCAAUCCCAGUUUGGCACUGGGAGCACUGGAAAGGGGCGUGGUCGGGUUGGCCUCGCUAACGAGGUUUUAAUUAAUGAGGUCACCUCUACCUCAGCUUCAGCGCCUGUGGCUGCUGAGUUUAUUAAUGAAUUAUUACUAAUUAUUUAUUUGCUAUUUAUUUAUUAUUUAUUUGUCACUAUUUAUUUGCUACUAUUUAUUAAUUAUUUAUUGAUUAAUUAUCUCUGGAUUAUUUAUUGCGAUCCCAUUUCAGGGGCAUUGUUUAAUGAUUAAAUUAAUUAAACUCAUCAGUUGAAUUAAUUAACGGGA
Pyrgilauda ruficollis (rufous-necked snowfinch) is the source of this 1340-nucleotide messenger RNA. RefSeq names its product immediate early response 3 (gene IER3). Gene Ontology annotation, cellular component: nucleus. Bases 260 to 742 code for a protein of 160 amino acids. NCBI's taxonomy places the organism in Eukaryota, Metazoa, Chordata, Aves, Passeriformes, Passeridae. Gene Ontology annotation, biological process: negative regulation of apoptotic process; DNA damage response. The transcript is spliced from 2 exons. The record is from RefSeq and is a predicted model, not a curated record.